Molecule: messenger RNA, 1818 nt
Organism: Cyprinodon variegatus (sheepshead minnow)
Lineage: Eukaryota; Metazoa; Chordata; Actinopteri; Cyprinodontiformes; Cyprinodontidae
Gene: pepd
Product: peptidase D
Exons: 15
Coding region: 48-1517 (489 amino acids)
Molecular function (GO): metalloaminopeptidase activity; manganese ion binding
Source: RefSeq, a predicted model, not a curated record
UGACCCAGCUGUCUCCACGUGACACUCUGGACCGAGGACCCGUCAUCAUGGCUUCAGCUGCUCAACCCGUCUACUGGCUGGGUAAUGACACCCUGAGGGUGUCUGCUGCCCUUUUUGCUGAGAAUCGCAGAAGAUUGUGCCAGGGGUUGAAAGGCAAAGACGGUUUGGUACCAAAGUCAGUGGUGUUGCUGCAAGGGGGAGAGCAAACCCAGAGAUACUGCACAGACACUGAUGUCCUCUUCAGGCAGGAGUCUUUCUUCCACUGGGCCUUUGGAGUGACAGAGGCUGACUGUUUUGGAGCCAUAGAUGUGGACACGGGGAAAUCCAUUCUUUUUGUUCCUAAACUGCCUGAAAGCUAUGCUACUUGGAUGGGAGAGAUCUUCCCUAAAGAGCACUUCAAGCAGAAGUAUGCUGUUGAUGAGGUGCAGUACACCUCUGAUAUUGCUGAUGUCCUCUCCACCAUGAAGCCAUCAUUUCUCCUGACUCUGCGUGGACAGAACACCGAUAGUGGAAACACCUGCCGUGAAGCCUCCUUUGAUGGAAUCACUGGAUUCCAAGUAGACAACAAGAUUUUACACCCAGUCAUUGUGGAAUGCCGUUUGCUGAAGACUGAUAUGGAGCUGGAGGUCCUGCGCUACACCAACAGGAUUUCCAGUGAAGCUCACAAAAUGGUGAUGAAAAAUGUCCGACCUGGAAAGAAAGAAUAUGAAAUGGAGAGUCUGUUCCAGCACUACUGCUACUCCAAAGGCGGGAUGCGUCACACCUCUUACACCUGCAUCUGUGGAACGGGGAAUAACUCCUCGGUCCUCCACUAUGGUCACGCUGGAGCUCCAAAUGACAAGACAAUUGAAGAUGGAGACAUGUGUUUGUUUGACAUGGGUGGAGAGUACUACUGCUACUCCUCGGAUAUAACCUGCUCUUUCCCAGCCAACGGGAAGUUCACUGCAGACCAGCGGGCCAUCUAUGAGGCAGUCCUGAAAGCCUCAUGCGCCGUCAUGGCUGCCCUCAAACCAGGUGUGAAAUGGACCGACAUGCACCGCCUGGCUGACAGGGUUCACCUGGAGGAACUGGUGAAGAUCGGCAUCCUGCAUGGUAACGUUGAGGACAUGCUGAAGGUCCACCUGGGUUCUGUCUUCAUGCCCCACGGCCUGGGACACCUGCUGGGGAUUGAUGUGCACGACGUGGGAGGUUACCCAGAGGGAAUAGAGCGCAUAAACGAGCCUGGACUGAGGAGCCUCCGUAUGGGUCGCCUGGUGCAGGAGAGGAUGGUCCUCACCGUGGAGCCUGGGAUAUAUUUCAUAGACCACCUGCUGGAUAAAGCCCUGGCUGAUCCUGCUCAAAGCUGCUUCAUCAAUAACCAAGUGCUGGCCCGCUUCAGAGGCUUCGGAGGGGUUCGCAUCGAGGACGACGUGGCAGUGACGGCCAGCGGCAUGGAGCUGCUGACCUGCGUCCCUCGCACGGUGGAGGAGAUCGAAGCUUUCAUGGCUGAGCCUGCCAAAGAUUUCAGCCCAGUUUAGGGUGCUGAGAAAACUUGAAUAUAUCCCAGCUUAUCAUGCAAGUGGCCCCAUCACCAUAGUGGGCGCCAUCCUAAAUCACCUUCCAAGUUCUUUACAAAAUAAAAGUUUUUAUUAGAGGAGAACUAUCUCAUCUUAUACUCCAUCAUCAGAAAGUUUGCCAGUGAUUAUGAAGGAUUUUCUAAAUAAAUAAGCUCUCACAUUUUGUUGGGCUCUUUAAACAUGUUUUCUGAUUUUUAUACAAACUACUUAUUUUCAUUCUUUUUUCCAUUUUCUAUACUAAAAAAGGAAAAUAAAGAUUCAA